CUCACAUUUUCCACACCGUUACUUCCCGUUUGACCCACAUUCAGAGCGGACGGCGCGCCGCUCUGUUGCGUCGCGGUGAACCGGGCCACUGUCUCUUUAAAGAGAGGGGCAGCGCUGCCGGAGCUGCAGCCCUGUACGGAUUGAACCUUCGCUCACUCCAAACCCAUUCAUAAAUAACACAUCGUGAAGAAAGGAAGUGUAGUUGCAUCUGAUUUCUCAUUCAGCAGACCGGAUGCGAGGGUCUAGCAGGAACCAGACAUGCUCAUCUCGGUCGGGGACUGUGAAUCGGGGCCAUGGGUGAGAGAGCAAAAGUGACUUCCGAUGGCUGACCCCCCUUCUAAUGGUUUUGACUUCAUGUACGAGGCAUCAGGAGGCGGCUUGUUUGUGUUCAGAGCACACUCGGCAAAACAAAAAUAUGUUCAUUUCCGCGCGGGGCUCGGUGAAUUUGUGUGUGUAGGUUCUUCCGCUCAACCCAAACAAGCCCGGUCUGAACAGCCUGCCGCUUCCACCUCUCUGUUUUCUGUCAAAUAAAGACACACUAGCGGAACCGAGGACUUGGUCCACCAAUGGAAGAGUGAGUUAUGGCAGCUAAAGAGGACCUCUACUCCAAAGUGACCCCGCGGAGGCAGCGCCAGAGCCGGCCAGGCACCGUGAAACAUGGGUCCACUCUGGACGUGCUGCUGUCCAUGGGCUUCCCCAAGACCAGGGCGCUGAAAGCUCUUGUCUCAACAGGAAGCAGAAAUGUUCAGGCAGCUUGUGACUGGCUCUUCUCCCAUGUGGACGAUCCCUUCCUGGACGACCCUUUGCCCAGGGAGUACGUGUUAUAUCUGCGGCCCAGCGGACCACUGCUGCACCAGCUCACACACUUCUGGCAGCAGUCCCGCCACGCCUGUGGCAAAAACAAGGCACACAACAUCUUUCCCCACAUCACCCUCUGCCAGUUUUUCAUGUGUGCAGAUGGGAAGGUGGAGGCUCUCUCCGACGCUCUCCAGACCACUGUGGCCAAGUGGAGGGGUCGCUUUCCUGUGCCCCUGCCCCUGGAGCUCUACACCUCCUCAAACUUUAUCGGCCUCUUUGUGGAGGAACAGGUGGCUGAGGUGCUGAAGAGCUUCGCUGCUGACUUUGCUAUGGAGGCAGCCGCUAAAGCAGAUGCUCAUGUGGAACCCCAUAAGAAACAACUUCAUGUCACAUUGGCUUACCACUUCCAGGCCAAUCACCUGCCAAUGUUGGAGAAGUUGGCCAAGAAUGUAGACGUCUCUUUAGGCUGUGAUUGGAUGGCUGUGCUGUUCUCCCGGGAUAUUCGGUUUGCUAAUCAUGAGACGCUGCAAGUAAUGUACCCGUAUGUGCCUCAGAAUGAGGAUGAGCUCGAGCUGGUGCCAGGGGACUUUAUCUUCAUGUCUCCGGUGGAGCAGGGCAGUGCCAGCGAGGGCUGGGUGUACGGCACCUCGCUGAGCACGGGGUUGUCUGGCCUGCUGCCUGAAAACUACGUCAACCGUGCCGAUGAGUGUGACACCUGGGUCAUCCAUGGGUCUCACUCCUUCCUCAACUGUGCCUCCCCAUCAAAUUCUGGCAAUAUUAUGGGUGGUUUAUUAUUUGAUGGACAGUUGGAUGGCCUUGGGGAUCCACCCAGCCUCAGUGGCCUCUGUCUACCAAUGCAGAUGUCAAGGCCGAGCAGCCAGUCUUGCCUGUCUAAGAGGAGCCUGUUUGUGUGUCGCCAUGGGGAGAGGAUGGACGUGGUGUUUGGGAAACACUGGGUCACUCAGUGCUUUGAUUCCAAAGGCCGAUACGUUCGCUCUAACCUCAACAUGCCACCCAGCCUGCCAGCCAGAAGUGGGGGCUACCGGGACUACGACAAAGAUUGUCCAAUAACUGUGUUCGGCUCCACCCAGGCCCGUCUAGUAGGUGAGGCUCUACUGGAAAGCCACACAACAAUAGACUUUGUGUACUGCUCUCCCUCGCUGCGCUGUGUCCAGACUGCACAGCACAUUCUGCAAGGUCUCCAGCAAGAGGGAAAGACAAAAAUCCGUGUGGAGCCUGGAUUGUUCGAGUGGACCAAGUGGGUUUCAGGCACAUGUUUACCUGCCUGGAUCCCCCCUGCUGAGCUGGCUGCUGCUAACCUGAGUGUGGACACAACGUACAGACCUCAUAUUCCCCUCAGUAAAUUGGGGGUGUCGGAGUCCUAUGACACGUACAUCAGCAGGAGCUUCCAAGUGACCCGUGAAAUCCUGGCAGAAUGCAAAAACCAUGGAAACACGGUCCUGAUUGUGGCUCAUGCUUCUUCCCUGGAGGCCUGCACUCGCCAGAUGCAAGGCCUCAGCCCCCAGAACUCCAAGGACUUUGUCCAAGUCGUCCGAAAGAUUCCCUACUUGGGUUUCUGUGCUUGUGAGGAAAUGGGAGAGACAGGGGUGUGGCAGAUGGUCGACCCACCCAUUCUGCCUCUGACACAUGGACCCAAUCACAGUUUCAACUGGAGGGAAAUGCUAAUGCAGGACUGAGGAAUAUGCUUUUUGGCCCUCCAUGUGCUGAUGGCGAUGAACUGCUGGAUAAAUAUUUAUUCUCUACCCACACUGCUAUAAACCCAACCCAACUAUAUAAAAAAAAUCUGGCUUCCGUCAAAAACAACAUGGAAAAAAGCUCAUUCGAUGACACAAAUGUAUUUCAGAUACACUGCUCUUGAAUGAGAAGGUACUGUAUGUGUGGACAUCAGAGCAGAGGUGAGCUACAGGUUGACCUGCGAUCUGUCCCAUGGUCGUCCAAGUUCAAGCUCUAACCACAAAUGAAGAAAUGUUUCAAGAAAUCUGAAUAUUUCUUGUUGGUUUAUGGUUGCUGAUAGUUCCUCAGGUUUUGUGCCAUGAGAAAUUGUUACUGAAGAUUCUGGGGAGUAAAAUACAUAUACUGCCUCCUCAUACACUGUGACAAGAAAGAAGCGAGAGAGACUUGUACCACAGAAAUUAUUUUUCAUGUCUGAGAAAUUAUUCAUUUGAGCUUCAUGUGCAAACCUUGUGAGGAAAAAAAAAGCACAACAGAAAUGUGACUUUUGACAAUCAGACAGGAGAGAGCUGGUUCAUGGCUGAGGUGGAUAGUUUAAUGUACCUGGUUUGUUCCUGUAAAUUUCAUAUCAUAAAAUAAGUUUCUAAGUUAACAUUUAGCUGACCACAGCCAAGAACCCUUUUAUAAUCCUUGUAUAACCUUCUUGUAACAGCUAUGAUAAACAAGCAAUAUGUUGGGGCAAUUUGGAUUGGCAACAGAUGCCAGCAUGGAAAAUAAAGCAGUUAAAAUGAGUGUGGAUGAUGUAGUGACUGCUGCUAACUGCACUGACUUAAAAUGUUGCUUGUUUAUCAUGGCUUUAAAGCCCUGUCACUAUCUGUAAGCAUGAUCACAUUGCUUUUCAAAUAUUUGAUGCAUUUUUAUUUUAUUUUUUGAUUACAUGAUUUGACUGCUUACAAGUUAUUUUUGUAUAAAUCCUGUUGAUGCUCUGA
This is a messenger RNA of Myripristis murdjan (pinecone soldierfish), 3479 nucleotides long. It is a transcript of the gene ubash3ba, whose product is annotated as ubiquitin associated and SH3 domain containing Ba. Bases 582 to 2495 code for a protein of 637 amino acids. Lineage: Eukaryota; Metazoa; Chordata; Actinopteri; Holocentriformes; Holocentridae. The transcript is spliced from 14 exons. Gene Ontology annotation, molecular function: protein binding. The record is from RefSeq and is a predicted model, not a curated record.